AGAGAGAGGAGGUGGCUGGGAGGGGUAUCCCUCCGCUGUGCAAUCUGUGCUGUAUGCUGAUCUCCAGGACUCUGCAUGGCACACAGGCUCUGGAUCUCUCUCCCUGGACAUCCUGCAAAGGCUCUUCCCUGGGAUUUAUCACCCCCUCCCCUUUCACCCUGGAUUUGGAAGAGCACUCACCCUGUAACCUCUCUCUCCCUCUCUUCAAGGAACCUCUUGGAUCCCCCAUCCCCCCUCUCCCCCAAUUCACAGGCAGGUGAUCCCAUCUGCCCCCCUUUCUUUCAUUUUGCUGUACAUGCAGCGCCUGUGGAUCAGUCUUCCAUCAUGCACAGAGACAGCUGAAUAAUAUUCCCAUGUAGGAUUGGGGGACACGGAAACGAAACUCUUCUUCCCGAGUCACCGGGAGUUUCCAACUUUAUUUUGAAGUUAUCUAUAUACGUAUUAUUAAUAUUAUUGUUAUUAAUAGUAUUAAUACAGUUUUCUUGCUGCUGUGGGGGAAUUGGACUCUGAGCUGAGAGUGUCAUGGAUAUAGCAACAGGUCCUGAGUCCUUGGAGAGGUGUUUUAACAGGGGGCAGACUGACUGUGCCAAGAUGCUGGACAAUAUUAAAAUGGAAGAUCACCCACUCAGGGCUGGCACGGCCACCUUAGGAGUUUUGCUAGGCUCAGAGUGCCAGCACCAGGCAGUGUGUGAGGGCUGCCAGAGACCCAUCUCAGACCGCUUUCUGAUGAGAGUCAAUGAAUCCUCCUGGCAUGAGGAGUGUUUGCAGUGUACAGUGUGUCAGCAACCCCUCACCACCAGCUGCUACUUCCGGGACAGAAAGCUCUUCUGCAAGCAGGACUACCAACAGCUUUUUGCUGCAAAAUGCAGUGGAUGCAUGGAGAAGAUUGCCCCAACGGAAUUUGUAAUGCGUGCCCUGGAGUGUGUGUACCACCUGAGCUGCUUCUGCUGCUGUGUAUGUGAGCGGCAACUAAGAAAAGGAGAUGAGUUUGUGCUGAAGGAGGGACAGCUAUUGUGUAAAAGCGACUACGAAAAGGAAAAAGACCUUCUAAGCUCUGGGAGUCCAGAUGACUCAGACUCUGUGAAGAGUGAUGAUGAAGAUGGUGACAUAAAACCUGCAAAAUGUCAUGGGAACCAGGGGAAGGGCAGUGACGAUGGCAAAGAUCCAAGGCGGCCUAAACGACCACGGACAAUCCUCACAACGCAGCAGAGAAGGGCGUUUAAAGCAUCGUUUGAGGUGUCUUCAAAGCCUUGCAGGAAGGUCAGGGAGACGUUAGCAGCGGAAACAGGACUUAGUGUGAGAGUGGUCCAAGUGUGGUUUCAGAACCAAAGAGCAAAGAUGAAAAAAUUAGCAAGAAGGCAUCAGCAGCAGCAAGAACAACAGAAUUCUCAGAGACUCGGUCAAGAGGUCAUGUCCAGCCGCAUGGAAGGGAUGAUGACCUCAUACGCCCCACUGGCCCCCCCACAACAACAGAUCGUCACGAUGGAUCAGAACAGCUACAGCACAGACCCCUUCCAGCAAGGACUCACCCCUCCUCAAAUGCCAGGUGACCACAUGAAUCCUUAUGGCAAUGACACUAUAUUUCACGAUAUUGACAGUGAUACCUCGUUAACGAGUCUCAGUGACUGCUUCUUGGCUUCUUCAGAAGUCAAUUCCAUGCAAGCCAGAGUGGGAAACCCCAUUGACCGACUGUACUCCAUGCAGAGCUCCUACUUCGCAUCAUGAGGGCUUCCAUCAGUCUGUUCCCUACCAAAAACAUAAAGAAAAAGAAAAAUGGACCCUUAGAGACUAUUUACAGCCAUAACGGUGCAGUUUUCCUUCACAGAACUGAGCAGUGAGCAGACCGACAAUACACAGAGGCAGCCAUGGGACUGCAUCUUUCUGGCACCUGAGAAGUUUGGCAAAAGCAUGAGAAUGAACUUUUAAAAACUUUUUUUCCAUUUAAAAACAAACCAUUAUUGUAAAAAAAUGGAAGAAUACAGUAUUUGUAUAGAAUUGUGUUAAAGAAAAAAACACAAUAGACAUUUUUCCCUCUAGAAUAAUGCAAAAAUGAAGCCACUGAUAAAAGGUUUUCCUUGUCUCCUCUAAAACUGCAUGAGUGUCACCGUGAUGUGGAAUUAACAAAUUUGAACUGUGAGAAGUUAUUGUAAAUGUGACGUUUUAAACUAUUUUUUUUUUCUUUUCUAUAUUUUUGGUUUGAUUUUCUCCAUAGACAAGAAGGGUAGUUUUUAGUCAUUAUAUCAUACGAGCAGACAAUGAUUUGUCAAGGUCAUUGCCAACACAGGAAGGACUGCAUGUUUUUCUGGAGAGAAAUCCAUUUUUGUUUUUUAAAUUAAUGGUCUUAUGUUCUUUUAAGGUGCUUUAAAGAUUUAAAACAGAAAAAAAAAACUUAAUUUAAUAAAACGUACAACAGUA
Pseudophryne corroboree (corroboree frog) is the source of this 2415-nucleotide messenger RNA. RefSeq names its product LIM homeobox transcription factor 1 beta (gene LMX1B). The coding region runs from base 523 to 1725 and encodes 400 amino acids. NCBI's taxonomy places the organism in Eukaryota, Metazoa, Chordata, Amphibia, Anura, Myobatrachidae. The transcript is spliced from 8 exons. Gene Ontology annotation, biological process: regulation of transcription by RNA polymerase II; neuron differentiation. Gene Ontology annotation, cellular component: nucleus. The record is from RefSeq and is a predicted model, not a curated record. Gene Ontology annotation, molecular function: RNA polymerase II transcription regulatory region sequence-specific DNA binding; DNA-binding transcription factor activity, RNA polymerase II-specific.